UUCCCAUCGACCCUUGCGGCAGGACGAGCGUCAACAGCCGUUGCCAACAACUUCAAACAGCCUUUCGAGCCUGUCAGCGGUGUGUCGCCUGCUGAACUGCCUCUUCCUCUGGCCUGACACCUGGAACCAUGCUGUCCUUCGCCCUGAGACAACUCACACGGCCGCUGUGCCAUCGCACCCCAAUUCGUGUCAGCGUGCGUGGCCAGCACGCUGCCACCCGUACAGUGGAUGAAGAUCGUCCGUGGACGGGUCAGGAGAGCCUAGCUCAAGAUGACCCCGAAAUGUGGGAUCUGCUGCAGAAAGAGAAAGACAGGCAGUGUCGUGGUUUGGAGCUCAUUGCAUCUGAGAAUUUCUGCAGCCGAGCAGCUCUGGAAGCUCAGGGCUCCUGUCUGAACAACAAAUACUCUGAAGGCUACCCAGGGAGAAGGUACUAUGGAGGAGCAGAAGUGGUUGACCAGAUUGAGCUGCUGUGUCAGAGGAGAGCUCUAGAGGCCUUUGACCUGGACCCAGCUCAGUGGGGUGUCAACGUCCAGCCGUACUCUGGAUCGCCAGCUAACUUUGCAGUCUACACUGCUGUGCUAAAGCCCCAUGACCGUAUCAUGGGCCUGGACCUGCCCGAUGGAGGACAUCUGACCCAUGGCUACAUGUCUGAUGUGAAGAGAAUCUCAGCGACAUCAAUCUAUUUUGAAUCCAUGCCCUACAAACUAAAUACUGCAACAGGACUCAUAGACUACGACCAGAUGGAGUUGACGGCCAAGCUGUUCCGGCCCAAGCUCAUCAUCGCUGGCACCAGUGCCUAUGCCCGCCUCAUUGACUAUGCCCGCAUUAAGAAGCUCUGCACCAACAUUAAUGCCUACAUGCUUGCUGACAUGGCUCAUAUAAGUGGCCUGGUAGCAGCCAAAGCCAUCCCCUCCCCAUUUGAACAUGCUGACCUGGUCACCUCCACCACACACAAGUCUCUCCGAGGAGCCAGGGCUGGCCUCAUCUUCUAUCGUAAGGGCGUUCGCUCGGUGGACAAGAAGGGAAAGGAAAUCAUGUACGACCUUGAGGACAAGGUCAACUUCUCUGUCUUUCCCUCCCUGCAGGGUGGACCUCAUAACCAUGCUAUUGCUGGAGUAGCUGUGGCACUCAGACAGGCACAGUCUCCCAUGUUUAAGGAGUACAUUGCCCAGGUCCUAAAGAACGCCAAGUCCAUGGCUGCAGCUCUUCUCAGCAAAGGCUACACCCUGGUAUCAGAUGGGACCGACAACCACCUGGUCCUGGUGGAUCUGCGGCCUAAGGGCAUUGAUGGGGCUCGAGCUGAGAGGGUGCUGGAGCUCGUGUCAAUCACUGCAAAUAAGAACACCUGCCCCGGGGACAAGAGCGCCCUGACUCCUGGUGGCCUCAGGCUAGGUGCUCCAGCUCUGACCUCCAGACAGUUUAAAGAGGCCGACUUUGUGCAAGUUGUCGAGUUCAUGGAUGAAGGCUUCAGGAUUGCGUUGGAUGUGAAGAAAAAGACAGGAAAGCUCCAGGACUUCAAGAACUUCCUUCUUCAGGACCCAGAGACCGUCGCUCGCAUCGCAGACUUGCGCCACCGUGUUGAAGCUUUUGCCAGACCCUUUCCCAUGCCAGGGUUCCACGACCAUUAGGCCGGCCGAUGUGGAGUCACUGGUCUGUGACAGCCAGAUGGCAGAAACCUGGCUGGGCAGAAGUGUGCAUGGAGAAAAUGGAAAAAUGUCAUGUAGUGAAAUGUGUUUGUGCCUGUGAAUUUGGAUGACUUGAGUUCACUUUUUUCCAAUCAGAUCUGAAGAAGCGUUUUUUGUACUUCUUUGCAGUCAUCCAUCAAUCUAUUCUUGUAACAACAUGGCCUCCAUGUUGAGGCAAAAGAAACAAUAACAUUUGUCAGAUUUUGUAGAGCAGAAGAACCUAUUUUCUAUUGUGUGUGUGAAGAUCUUUCUCAGCUGUCUUCCCACCACUUGUUUAACGCAAAUGUGUGGGAGGAAAAAAGUAACAUGUCAAAUGAAACAAAGACCAACACUUGUUAUCACAGUCUGUGUGAAGUGAUAAAUGUAUAAUUAGUCAUUAUAACAAGAUACGCUGAGAGUCUUAAUUCUGUAAAGAGUCUUAACUAAUGUCACUAAUGUAUUUUACUAUGUUCAUGAGAUGUUUGCAUGGCAGCUUGGUGCUGUCAUCGUCAGUCUUUGAAACCAGGUACACAAACAAGUAUCAUGAGGUUAAGGGGUGUUUUGUCAAGCAAUGAUGUACUGGCCUUCUUUUUUUAGGGAAAUGUUUUGUUGAAAAUCUGAAAUUAACCCUAACUAUCAGAAUGUCAUUUUUGAAAUUUAGCUCUUUAACUUAGAAAAGAUAUGACCUACUUCUUUCCAAAGUUGAAGGGUUCAAGCCAAAAUUAUAGAGAAGACGGACACUACGCAACACUACAACUGUUCACAUAAGUUGUUUGAGAACACAUUUAACACAGAGCAAACAAAAGUCAAAUAUCAGCUUUAAAAUUAGAGUAUAAUGUGAAUUUCUAUUAGAUUGUGACAUAUGUCCAAAAUUUGAGAAUGUCAUUUUCUUUUGACUUUGCUAUAACUGUCUUCUCUUUUUUGUUCCAGCAUAUCAUAGAUGUCAGGUUUAAUGCUCUUUAUUUUCUUAGGACAAAAUCGUUAUAAUAACCAAAUGGAGUAAUAACAGAAAUGCUGGUCUGCAUUGUGUCCCAUUUGUUUCAUUUUGUUUACAGAGAGUAUAUACUUUUCUUUGUAUUUAAAAAGAAUCGCCACCAUUUCACAAAUAUCUGUAGGUUUCUGGUACCAUGCUUAUUUGUUAUACGACACAAAAGACAGCUUGUACUGCAGUCGGCCUGAUUUGAGUGUCAUUUUUUUGCAAUGUGGUGUUCAGUGAUGGAAGCUGUGAAGCAGCUUGAUUUGAUAAAACAUUCUCUGAGUAUUUUGUUGUCUGUCUGGUUCACAGAUUGGCACUGUUGUCAUUGUCACUGCAUCAGUGAGGAAGCAAGAUUUCUGUUUGUGAAACGGUCUUACAGCACAAUUGAGAAAGAGACGUAAAAAUGAUGUGCUACUUUCCUACUUUGCACAGAACACAUCUUUUAAAGUGAACAAAUUCAAUUUUUCUGACAAGCAUUCGCCAAAAUAUACCAACAAGUAUUUUACUGUGGUGUUCACAAAUCUACUGUUUGUCUGUUAUCAUCUCUGAUGUGCUUCCAGCCAUUGUACACAACCACCAGUUUGAACUAACUUUCUUUUACAGAAUGUUUUUAUUAAUUUUAUUAGCAGAGUCCUAAUAAAAAUCCAAUAAUGCAAAUGUA
This is a messenger RNA of Amphiprion ocellaris (clown anemonefish), 3301 nucleotides long. It is a transcript of the gene shmt2, whose product is annotated as serine hydroxymethyltransferase 2 (mitochondrial). Gene Ontology annotation, molecular function: mRNA regulatory element binding translation repressor activity; mRNA 5'-UTR binding; pyridoxal phosphate binding. Gene Ontology annotation, cellular component: mitochondrial matrix; nucleus; cytoplasm. NCBI's taxonomy places the organism in Eukaryota, Metazoa, Chordata, Actinopteri, Pomacentridae. The transcript has 12 exons. Gene Ontology annotation, biological process: regulation of oxidative phosphorylation; protein homotetramerization; purine nucleobase biosynthetic process. The record is from RefSeq and is a predicted model, not a curated record. The coding region runs from base 129 to 1628 and encodes 499 amino acids.